UGUGUACAUGUGCAGGAACAGUGGUGUGUACACGUAUAGGAACUGUGUACACGUGCAGGAACACUGGUGUGUACACGUAUAGGAACUGUGUACACGUGCAGGAACAGUGGUGUGUACACGUGCAGGAACAGUGGUGUGUACACGUGCAGGAACAGUGGUGUGUACACGUGCAGGAACAGUGGUGUGUACACGUGCAGGAACAGUGGUGUGUACACGUGCAGGAAUAGUGGUGUGUACACGUGCACGAACACUGGUGUGUACAUGUGCAGGAAGUGUGAACACGUGUAGGAACAGUAGUGUGAACACAUGUAGGAACAGUGGUUUGUACAUGUGCAGGAACAGUGUUGUGUACACUUGUAGGAAUAGUGGUGUGUACACGUGUAGGAACAGUGCUGUGUACACUUGUAGGAACAGUGUGUACACCUGUAGGAACAGUGGUGUGUACAUGUGCAGGAACAGUGGUGUGUGUACACGUGUUGGAACAGUGGCGUGUGUACACGUGUUGGAACAGUGAUGUGUGUACACGUGUAGGAAGUGUGUACACGUGCGGGAACAGAGGUGUGUACACGAGCAGCAACAGUGGUGUGUACACGAGCAGCAACAGUGGUGUGUACACAAGUGUACAUGUGCAGCAACAGUGGUGUGUACAAAAGUGUACACGAGCAGCAACAGUGGUGUGUACACAAGUGUACACGUGCAGCAACAGUGGUGUGUACACAAGUGUACACGAGCAGCAACAGUGGUGUGUACACAAGUGUACACGUGCAGCAACAGUGGUGUGUACACAAGUGUACACGAGCAGCAACAGUGGUGUGUACACAAGUGUACACGUGCAGCAGUACCAGCAAUAUUAAACAUCACUAAAAAUUUAACUAAGAGCCAAAAUAAAACUGUAUUUCGUGUCUAACUUAUCCACUACACGAUGGUCAUUAAGGAUGUACGUCACCUGUACGCCAACUACCAAGAAUACUUUAAACUCUGAAAUCGUGUAUUAAACCAAACUCACAGUGCAACUCAAAGAUAUACACAUCCCGGUGUAUAUACCUUGUUGACUGGAAUGGAAUUAUACUCUUGUAUACUUGCUCAUACAGUAGUAUAUUAGAUAACAGGUUAUAGUUGACCAAAAAUAGGAAAUAUUAGUGUCCAAUCCCGUCUUGAGUUUGUUUAAUUACCGCCCACUCCAUAGGUACGAGGUACAUUAUGAAAGUAUCAGGCUGAGAAAAUAUUACACAUGUAUUUAACACAUGUUUAAUUAAGAAAGUGGCACUGGAAUCUGAUUUGGAAAUUCACUGGCGCUUUUGAGACGUGAAUUUAGCCGUGUGAAGACUGUGGAGUAACACUGUUUUGACCAAGCCGCCCAGAAGGUCAACCUAAUUCCCAUCGCCAUGUUUAAUGGCCACUGGAACACAGACUUGACUCCAGCUCUAAAGUGCUUCAGAUAACUGAUAACUGCGAGUCCAAUGAUAACUCUAAUACCCUUCGUAAACACACUGUGCAAGAGAUGCCACACACUACCUGACUUCUGGUUUUUAAAGGUGUGUGUGUACCUGUGAUGACGCUACUGGACACGAAGGCAGCGCUGCUGCUGCUGCUGCUGCUGCUUCUCUACAACACAGGGAGGUGCUGUGAAUGGGGCGCCGGAGAGGAGGCGAGAAGGUUCGUAAGGGUGAAGGAGGAUGCUCUCCCAGGACACACUCUUCUCACUCUCAAUGUCUCUCAUCCUCACCUGCUCCUUCUGCAGCCACUCACCCAGGAGACGGCUGGGAUGUUCCGUGUGGCGCAGCAGCAGGAGGAAGAUGGUGGGAGAGUUGGGAGGCUGGAGGUUGGGGCGCCGCUCCACUCGCUCAUGCUUGGACCCUCACCUGUCGUAAAGCUCACCCUCACCUGUGGGACUAACGAGGUGCCGCUUCAGGUGACAGUGUACGUGGAAGACGUCAACGACCACGCACCAGUGUUCGUGGCUAAAAAUAUCACAGUUACCGUCGACGAACUCACUCCGCCAGGCUUGACAAUUCUUCCAGAGAUCAGAGUGACAGAUGAUGACAAACCCAACACUGCUAACUCAGAAAUUGAGCUGGAAUUGCUCACAGGAGAUGAGGAUGAAUAUUUCACCAUGGUGGACAGAAAGCGAGGCACCAUCACCCUGGCUAAGCACCUCGACUAUGAUGCUGGUCCAAAGAAAUUCUUCCUGGGCGUCGUGGCUAAGGACAUGGGUAAGCCUACUCUGAGUUCAACAAGCACUAUCACUGUGAUGGUGAUGGAUGCUGAUGACCUUCCUCCUGUAUUCUCACACACCCUCUACACCGCCACAGUAACAGAGAUCCCUGGUCCUAACACAGGUUCGAAUAUCCGCCAAGAGGUGAAAGUGUCUCCAAGUGAACUGAGUGCCAGAGACGGUGACGUUGGACAAAACACUUCCCUCCAGUAUACAUUAGUGGAGUCUCCAGCAGCUGAAUACUUCACCCUGAACCCGAACACAGCUCGCCUCUACCUCACCAAACACCUGGACCGAGAGAAGCUCAUGGAUAACACCUUGGUGUUACAUGUCAGAGCUGCACAGGUUGACAACCCACGACGUGUUGGGUCAACAGUAUUGGAGGUGGUGGUGGAGGAUGUUAAUGACAAUCUACCACAGUUCACACAUGAUGUCUAUUCCAUAUCUAUCGUGGAGAACCUGCCUUCUGGGUUCAGUGUUGUUCAGGUGUCUGCACUUGAUCCUGAUGAGGGUAUAAAUGGAGCAUUCAACUACCAUGUGGUUGGUGGAGGAGGAGCUCUGGCUGUCAACCCGCACUCUGGCUGGCUAACAGUAGCCAACCACAACUUGCUUGACCGUGAGGAAUCUCCAGUCAUCAAGCUAGAGGUGUGCACCAACCAGAUAGCACCUCUCAUCAAGCCUCUCACUAAUGACAGCAUUACUCACAAGCUACCAGACGGUAACAGUACUGAACAGGGUAAAGUCACGUUACAAGAAGGUCUAAUGGUUAAGGAUACUGAUACAGCCAUGGAAGAAAUUGUAGUGGAAGGUAAACAUGAAGUAGUCACCAGUGCAUCAACAGAGACAAUGGCUUCAGAGCGAAGGAAGCAAAAUGUCAACACAAGAGACAAUGUACCGCUUUCGAGGAGAGUGCAACCAGCAACAGGGAGGCAAGUACCUGAACCUGUGUCUUCUCUAGUGCCUAAGCAUGCUAGGCAUGGCAGACAGAGUGUGCUUAUAGUCGCAGAAAAGAAAAUGGAGGAAUUUAAUGAACGAGAAGUACCAAAUGGUGCUGGCUCCAGAGACUUAAAGACAGAACCAUCACAAAGACAAACUCUACAGCAGAGAGAUAAUGCGAGAGAAAAACCUAUUUCCAACACUGAAGAAAAAUAUAAGAGAAAAAGAAGUGUUAGUUCACAGAGGAGCAGAAUAACAGAACCAUAUGAGAGCUUGUUGACUUCUCCAGCUCCUGCAUCAACAUCUUUACCACUGACUUCACCAGUAGUGACUUCACAAGAUAUUACUGGCAGGGAAGAUACACAGACAACUGCACAAAGCUUACAACAAGGAGCUACACAUCACAGAAAAAUUGCCAGCAACCGCUUUCCAAGAGAUACAAAUGACAAAUAUCAGCGAAACAGAUCAACAAACCUCACAGGAGAAAUUAACAUGCCAUCUCCCGAAACUGAAUCCUUAUCGUGUGCUAAAAUUGAACUGAAGCUGCUAGAUGCCAAUGAUAACAAUCCAGUCUUCAUUCCAACGAAUUUGUAUCAAUUUUCCAUCACAGAAGAAGCACAGGAAGGUGACAUCAUAGGAUCAGUUCUUGCAAAGGACAUGGAUGAAGGAGGUAAUGGUCAGGUCAAGUAUAAGAUUCAGACUCGUGGAAAUACAACAAGAGGCGCUCUAAGGAACUCAAUUGCUGUGGAUAAAAUUAAGGGUGUCCUUACUCUAGUCUCUAAAUUGUCCCCGGGUCAAGUGACAAUCUUUGUUGAGGCCUCAGAUACACCUGCCAACCCGUCAGAGACCAGAACCACACUGGCUGUUGUUACUAUUGAUGUAAUGGCCACUCACUCUUGGGAGCCAAGGUUCGAAGGAGCACCAUUUGAACUGUGGGUUGGCGGAGAUGCCCCAGUAGGCACCAGCAUUGGUCAGAUCCGCGUGGUAGAUUUGGCAGGACCAGAAAUGUUGUUUGAUAUGUUCCAUUCCUACCAUGAAGGAGUUCCUUUUGGCAUUGAGGAGACGUCGGGCACUGUGUCGGUGUUGUCCCCACUGAAGAAGUACUCUCGACCCACCUAUGAGUUUGAGGUGGUGGUCACAGAUGGUAGGUCAUCCCUGGCCACCAACCUCACCAUCCAUGUAGCACCAGCCCCAAGAUCCACCACUAGGUGGGACACAGUCGUCCACUUCACUAUACAGGAAAACCUGUCUGGUGGUUUGGUUGGAAAUGUCGUAGCAGCUCUACGAAAUGCUGGAGCAAGAGUAGCACCGGAUCCACAGUUUGAACUGGUUAGUCCAGAAGCACGGCAUUUCUUCACUCUAUCCCAGGAUGCCACACUCUAUACUGUGGCACCGCUGGACUACGAGGCUCACCCCAACCACACACUGGUGGUCGUCAGCUCCAGGACUUCAGACAUAUUCUAUGUUCAUGUGAAGGUAGAAGAUGUGAAUGACAAUGCACCGCAGUUCAACGCUGUGAGCUACGAGGGUGUCAUUAAGGAAAAUUCAGCGUCAGGCACCAGCGUCAGAAUCCACCCCAUGAUUCAUGUGAUUGACAGAGACACUUAUACUGGAGCUACAUACUACCUUCAACUGUUGGGUGAUUCUUCUCCACUUUUUACUAUUGAUUCAUCUUCUGGUGACAUUAUCUUUGUUGGCCAGACGUUGGACAGGGAAGUGAAGGAAGCCUACAAUCUUGUUUUAGUGGCUCGUGAUGAUGGGAACCUCACUUCAAAUGCCAGUCUUACCAUUACAGUGGAAGAUAUUAAUGACAAUCCUCCAAGAUUUACCGAGAGAGAGCCACUGUUCUCUGCCAGAGGAGAUAUUGAUGAGAGCAGCUCCAGGAAACUUCCUGAUACUUCAAAAUUGGCUCAUCUGGCAGAUUUGGAGAGAUCACUAAUUCGUAUUCCUGAGUCUCUGCCAAUAGGGAGUCGAGUUACACAGCUCUCAGCAACAGAUGAAGAUGAGAAGGUUUAUGCAGAUAUUCGUUAUUCAAUUGUGUCAGAAAAGUCAUUUGGCUUCUCUGAAGGAGGAAAGUCUCCUCCUGUUCUUCUGGAAACAAAUUAUUUUGCCAUUGAUACCAAAACUGGUGUUGUAACAGUGGCUGGAAUUAUUGAAGCUGACCAUUUUUAUCUAGUAAAUGUAUCUGCUACGGAUGGUGGUGGCUUGUCAUCUUACACGACAGUAUCUAUCGCUGUAUACGAUGUCAAUGAUCAUUCACCUCGUUUUGAGCGCCCUGUUUACAACUUUGAAGUGGUAGAAGGAGAAUACUUGGUUGGCGAAGUAGGCAAGGUUGUUGCUUAUGACCAGGACAAGGGAAACAAUGCUGAAGUGAGUUAUAAGAUAAUUUUCUAUAAAAACUCGAGUGAAGAGCAUACCUUUCCAUUUAGGGUUGUGGAGACUUCGGGUACCUUAUUAGCAACUGGAUCAGUGGACCGAGAAGAACGUGAAGUGUAUGAAUUCUCUGUUGUCGCCACUGACAUGGGAGAACCUCAGCUUUCCUCCUCUGUGUUAGUUCACAUUGAUAUCAUUGACAUAAAUGACCAUAGUCCCAUUUUCUAUGGGUAUAAGGAAGUUAUGUACCCAGAAGCACUUUCAAAUACUUCAUUAGAACCUUCUAAUAGAAAUUUCACUCCGGUUUAUAUAGCUGUAGUAUCUGAAAGCACUCCCAGAAAUACAAUAAUUACCAAUGUUUUUGCCAAUGACUCUGACUCCAGCUCUUCAGGAAAUGGCAUAAUACUGUACAAGCUAGAAGGUGGCGAGGAUAAAUUUGCUAUAGAUUCAAAAAAUGGUAGUGUAUAUACUGUGGGUAACCUGGACUACGAACGUUGGCCGGAACACAACCUGACGGUAUUGGCUCAGGACCAUGGCUUGCCGCCUCUUACUGCUUCUGCGUUGAUUAUGGUCCAGGUGACUGACGUCAAGGAAGAGCUCACUACGAGACUUUUUGAUCGGGAAGAAUAUCGGGUACAUGUAACAGAAAACAACAAAACACCGCUGCUUUUGGUUGACCUUAAUGUGAGUGACUGGUAUGCUGGGCAUCGCCUACACUUCCAGUUGGCAGAUCCUGGAAUGACGGGCACAAUAGCAGUGGACUCUCACUCUGGUGAGGUCUACCUUAUAGCCAGCCUUGACAGGGAGACCAAGGACAUGUAUCGCUUCAAGGUGCGAGCUAUUAAGCCAGAGCGAGGACGAGCGUUGCAACAUUUCUACCAGCAGGCAAGUGGUGUGGACUUCCUGGAAUACACAGUUACCUCCUCGACUACCAAUGUCUCACGAGCUGGUGAUUCUCUAUCAUUUGCGGCUGCUGACGGAGAUUCAGACCGCCUUACUAACACUUCACGGAAGUCUCGAGUAGACUCGAUGCCUCUACUAAGUGUUCCAGCAGAAGUUGAACCACUGCCAGGUUUUUCUAGAUCGAGGCAGAGGUUGAAGAACCAUCGAAGAAUGACUAGCACAACUUUCGACAGCUCUCGACAUACUUCAACAGAGAGAAGCAGUAUCAACUCCCCUGGUGUGCUGAUGGAUGGUGGUGGUGAGCUGGGACGGGAGGAAGUGUGGAUAAUUGUGGUGGUGGAGGACCAGAAUGAUAACUCUCCCAGGUUUCUCCCUCAUGGUCGUCCCAUUGUGGCAGCAGUCCCAGCAGCAGCAGCCUAUGGACACUUUGUUACCCGUAUUACUGCACAUGAUCCAGACCUUGGUGUGAACGGUGAGGUGCGUUAUGAGAUUUUACCAGGGGAGGGAGCCAAAGAUGCUACUACCAAGUUUACUGUGGAUCCUUCAUCUGGUCAGGUAGUGGUGGUAGGCUCCCUGGAGAAUGAAGCUGGAAAAAUGUUUGGUUUUGAUGUAAGAGCCACUGAUCAACAUGGUGCUCCUACCGGUCGCACAGCCAUAGCAAAUGUCUUUGUAUAUGUAAUUGGUGCUGGUGGUCACUUGGUGGUGGAGGUGGGAGCAACACCCAGAGAUGUGGAACCUCACCUGCACCACAUUCAGGGGAUGCUGACUAAUGUUUCUGGCCUUGACGUCCGCGUUCAGAGGAUCGCUCCCCAUGUAGACGGUGAUGCUGCCCACACCACAGCGACAGAUGUGUAUGUGUAUGCUGUUGACCCUGUAACACAGGCUAUAGUCGAGGCUGCCCAGUUACGGCAGGCGCUGAGAGGCAGGAAGGGCCAGUUGAGAUCACUACUACCAUCUGGCCUCCAGUUUAAAGGAAUGAGGUUACCUCAGCCAAUGAAACAAGGACAUAUAUUGCAGACUGCAGAGUUAGCUAUCCUGGUGGGAGCUGUGGUGGUCUUCCUGUCUACUGUGACAGCUAUUGCUUGUCUCUGUUACAAACAACGGAAAAGACGACGAAAACCUAUGCCGUUAGCCCCUUUGAUGACUGCCAAUGGUGUUCCUGUGUUGCCUCUGGCUUACCCGGGACACUUCGCUGCUCCCUACACUCACAUGAGUGACCACAGCAGUGCGGACUCUUCAGAUGCUCAGGAAGUGUCCCCUGACCACCUGCACUACUGCCAUGACCCAGGUCACUACCCUCAGGAAGUGGCUCACUACCCCCAUCCUUCAAGACCACGCUGGGGAGCUCACAACCACCACUCUGAUCAUGAGCAUUAUGGUAGUGAACACGUGCCCUCCCACACUGAUGAAGAUGACACCGUGCCAGUGUGUCUACGCCACGUCCCUUCACGGAAGCGACGCCGUGGCUCACAGGCCAGCAGUGGGCUCCAUGGACAAGUUAAACGCUGCUCCUCUAGGAUAGGUGCUCCAUUCCUAGAGGAGCCCUCGAGCUCAGACCUGGAUGAGAGGGACCAUGUACCUGCACAGGUCAUCAUUCCUAAACCACCUCGUUGCUGUCCUGAUGACAGGCAACACGGAAGAAAGAAUAAUUCCCGUGCACUUCCAGCUGUGGAUUGCACCCUGGACACCACUCGGCCUCAGUCUCCUGAUAGCCUGGAGAGACCUCUGCAGACUCAUGGCCACAUUCGCUCUCAGAGUCAGGUCCACAUCCACAGUAUUCCCCGCACUCAUCUCAAGAGAGAAAGAACAGAUCAUUACGAUAGAAAAAGUGUUAGCAAUGCUCAUUCACCAAGUGAUGUGACAGAGUUAUAGGACUGUAAGUGUAUAUAUGAAUAUGCUUAUCAGUAAUUAUUUUUGACCACCUGGUUGCUUUAUGAUAAGAAAAGGAAAUGAGUUUGGAGUUCUAGGUGAUUAAAAUUGCAGUAAUUUUAACAUAUAUUACUACGGAAUAAUAUAUAUUGUUUAAGUAUACAAAGUAUUUUUGUAUGAACUUUUAGAAAUUGAUACUGAGAAGUUGUUUAAAGAGACGUGAGCAAACUUAGACAUAUAGUUAAGUGUUUUGGUAUCUUGACUACUUCCAACAAUAAAGGUCAUACACCUCACUUUCAAGCCUAUAUAUUGUUAUUUUUAACAUUUUUUAUGUUAAAAGCUAUUAAAGUUCCAGAACUGAAACGUUUUCUGUGUCUGUUUGCUUCUCUAAGUAUUUUCCAAAGAAAGCAAGAUAUACUAUAUUUUUUAGGGAGAGUGAGUUUACACGAGACAAAGAAGUUAGCCAAAGCCUCUUCUACUAGUGUUAGGAAAGUAGUAUUUGCGACAUUAUCUAGAAUUAGUGGCAAUAACUUGAUAAUUUAUUGCAUUUUGCUAUGACUUUCCUCGAAUUCUUUAACCUUGCUAUGCUUUAUUUACCAUGUGUGCUUUGCUAGGUUUCUGCAACUUUUGGUGUUCUGAUGGACUUACGUUCUUAUACAUUUACAAGCAGAAGACAGCUCCGAAAGUCAUUUACAAAUGGUUAAAGGACGAUUUUUUUUUUAACACAUUGACUGUGUCUACCAAAGUAGGUAAUGUUUUUAAUUUAAUGACUGGUGCAAUAGAAAACUGAAUGGCAGCUGGUGUAAAAUAAGCUAGACUAUGAAUUAUCCAAAGUUAUACUGAUCACAAGGAAAAACACAUAAUGUAUCUUUACUAAUCCCUUUCACAUCCCUGUUUAGAUUGCUGCACAUUGAUAACUUCACAGUAUGUAACAUUUCCCAACUGCUUUAUUCAGGCAGAGAUCAUAAUUCAAACUGAUUUUGAGGAAAGAACUGAACUUCGGUACAUAACCAUUCAGGCUGCCUCUUUUAAUCUAAGAGAAUCCUAGAGACCAUAGGCUUAGUAAAGAUGCAAGUCAGUGACAAAAGUAUAUAAAUCAUGCGAGAAUUAAGUGUGUUACAUUUAGCAUACAUUAUUUAAUGAAAUGUUAAAACAGUGCUAUAUGUCAGAAUAAACAAAAAAAUAGUAAUGAAACUAAGACCCUUCAGGAAUGUCUUAAUGCUGGGGAAGGGGUUUUGAUUCAAGGAUUUAUAGCUAGUCUUUCUUAGGUUCACAUUUGAUUACCUCCCAUGCAUUGUAACUUGUGUGAACUUAGCGGUUCCCUUUUAAAAUAAUUGAUUAAAUUUGCAAACGAUUUACAUUAAAUCAGAAUAACUCGUAAAAUAUCUUCACCCAGUGAGGAAUAAAUAUAUGUAUACUUAAGAACUGACCACAAACGAAAUUAUUUACAGGGAAGGACGAACCUCUGGACAUGACCAGGGUGUCCAAGUACACAGUCCUAUGUUCACUUAGCCAGAGAGGCCAUAACUUUGCAUGGCUAGUAGAGAUUAAUCAUUAAUUUCCUUACUGGGAGCACCAGGCUGGUGACAUGAAGAGUCAGUAUGUGGAGGUUCAAACCCCCUCCCCUUCCACCACGAAAAAAGGUUAAGUGGCAUUACCACUUCAAGUGGGUUUUUUUGGGGAGAUCUUUGUCACAGGCAGGAGUACAUGCUACUAAUUGCAGUGUUUCAUCCCCUUGUAUAUGUAUUUAUAAGAAAACUAUACAUAUCAUUAAAUUAGAAACAAAAAAGUAACAUUUAACCCUUAAACUGAAAAAAACAUAGAUCUACUUUUGGAGCACUACGCAUGUGAAUGUAAAUCUGUUUGGAUAGUUUAAGGGUUAAGUAUAGUAAGAAUUUUUAAACUUAUUAAUGUUAAAUAUUUGAUUAAAUUAUUCGAAAUAUAAUAAAUAUUUAUACUGUAAUGUCAUUAAAUGUAUUUCUUGACAUAGGUUUUGUAUAGACAUUUACAUUAGUAUGAUAAGACAUGAAAAUACUGCAAUUGGUGUAGGGAAGACUGCACAAAGAGAGAGGUAUUGAACUUCACUCAUUUUUCCAUAUAAAAUUAUGUUUGUACAACAGAUUCACACUUCGCUACCUUUGAGAAUGUAUCUCAUUGCUUGUAUGUAGACUGAGUGCAGAAUUUAUAUGCAUAAAAGUAUAGCAAAAGUCUUGCUUUGGUGAAUUAAAUCACUGAAUGUGCCAAAUGAAAAUAUGGAAAUGGACACUUCGUAUACAACUCAGGACAUUAUUGGAGUGUAUGUUUCACCACGAGUGGCUUAAUUAAUCCUUUAAUGUUUUGGACUCUUCAUAAGUGUCCUUUUUUAAAGAAAUAACCCACACAUAGGAGAUGGGAGCUUAUGACAAUGUUUUGGUCCGACCAUUUACAAAGUCACACUGACUUUGUAAAUGAUCCAAAUCGCACCAAAAUGUCGUUAUGAGCUUCUCUCUCCUGUGUGUGGGUUGUGUAUUGUUCAAUAAGUAUCCUUUUUUCACAGUUAGUCUGUAUCACCGUACCAUUUACAACGAUACGAGCCUAAUUUAGUGUAGGAUGGGAGAGCAGGAACUUUAAAGACAAAAUUUAAUUGUUUGAAAUAUAGUAUCAAUAUUAAUUGCAUUUAUUAGAGAAGAUUUAUACACUAGGAAAAUUAGAUUCAUGAGGGAGCUGUAAACUCGUAAGGAUUAUACAGUGCCUUGCAGAGAUUAGUAAAUUUAAAACUUUAAAGGCAAAUUUAACAAGAGUUCAGGUUUGAGAUUUUUUUAUUUUUACAUUAAGUAACUUCGUACUAUAUGCAUAAGGAAGCGUUGAACUUGUAUGGUUAUAAUGGGAUAGAUGCUGGAUAAUCAGUGUAGACUCUACGAGGAUAGUACUAAUUUCAGUAGCCACAAGGCACCCUCUUCUCCGAAGGGUUUAAAGCUUGUCGACUAUGUGAGGGUCAUUAAGGAUGUAUUUAACAUUUUACAGUCAAUACUAUAAACUUUAAAAAAGGGAUUGAAGUAAAUUCAUGAUAUAUACCCUUCCAAAUAGUAUACAUUUACUGUUGCAUUCUGUGUACACGCAUGAGCGAUAUACUUUCCAAUGUUUUUUUAUAGAUUCUGACAAGUUGGUUCACUGGUCUUAAUGGCUGUCGAAUACUCAGUCAUUAAGGCUGCAUGUCACUUGUUGAUCAGUUCCAGUCAAGAAAACUAAUACCUGACAGUGAUUAAAGCAAGCUUUCAAAUACUCAUUCAUACACAACUCUGUACAUUCUUGGAGGAUAAGAUUACGUAAUGUUGAGAUAGUAGAGGAUAACUGAAGAUUUAAUGCAAGACAUUAAUAUUAUAUAGCAUAUGAGACAAGUAUCCUGUAUUGAUAUAUGGUAAUAAUAUUUUAUAAUAACUUUAUUGUCAAUGUUUUUAUGUACAUUCUCUAGUACUGUAUUAGUAAAUUGUGUGGUGGCUUUAGUUUUGUGCAAAUGUAACCACUAUUUCUUACUAAACAGAUUAACAUAGUUAACCCAAGCUAAAUUUUCACUCAUGUUGAUAAGGUUAAGUUUGGUAUGAGUAUUAGAGAAUUUGCAUUAAAACUUUUGUGUAACGUAUGAAAUCAUAUAGUUAUUGCAUAAAACUUUAGUAAACCAAUUAAUCCAUACAUUAAUCAAUUUUUAUAGUGUUACCUUGAGUUUCGAACAGCUGCCAACUGAACAAUUAUGUAAGUGUAUUUUUUUUUUUUUGGGGGGGAGGGGGGUCUGAAACAGACUAAUCUAAUUUACAUUAUUCCUUAUGGGAACAAGUUUGUUCAGUAUCGGCACUCGAACAGCCUUCUGGGACGAAUUACGUUCAUAACUCGAGGUACCACUGUAUUAAAAUUCUUUGAUACUCUUAGUUGUGGUUAGGUUGGGCUAUAUUCACCAGGAAACAGGAAAAGUAUUUCUUGAUGGGGGGGAGGGUCUUAGUCACAUGAUGACCCACCACUGGAGCUUCUGAUCAUCUGACAAAGACCUUCCACGGGCUUACCGGUCCACCACUUUAAAAAUUAAAUUUAAGUUGUUGUGUAUAUAUUUUUUUAGGGCUGUAAUAUAUCUAAGGUCUCUUAAGUUACAGAAAUAAGCAAUUAUGGUGACUAUGUUAUAGAUGUUGAAAGUUCUAGGUAAAAUUGUGGCAGUAUUGAUAGGGCAAAGUGAACAGUGGUUAAAAAUGCCUAAAUACAUUUUGUAUACAAAAGUUAUACUACAGUGUCCCUCCUCAUACCUUUCUUGCGGUUCACACUUUAGGAGUCGAGUUACCUGUUACUACGGACACAACUUAGUUAUUGCACUACAUAUAUAUAUCAUUUAUGCAGGGUUUGGGGAAUAUUUCAGCAGAAUGGUUAGUUAAUGGAGUUUAAAGCUCUAUGUAUCUUUUUUCACCAUCAGUCAAGAAUAUUUUAAUACCUAAAACAGGAAUUUACGUAUACUCUCAGUAUAUAUACACAGAGAACUAUACCUCUCUGUAUAUAUAUAUAUCCUGUCACUAGAGUAUUUGAUUAUUUAACAAGUGUUUACAAUUACUUUGCUCAACUCUUGUAAGAAUUGACUGAUACCAAGUUAUGUGCCGAGAAUGUAAGUUUCAAAUUAUUUUUUUUCAAAUAUUAAUAGUAAGCUUCAAUUGUGUCUAUAAUCAUUUGAUAAGCAAUUGUCAAUAAUUCUUCAGUAAAAAUUUGCAGCAACUUAUUGAACAUUCUACUAGUGUGCUAUAUUACUAGGGUAAUAUUUACAAUAUAUGUACCUGGGUAUUAAUGUUUUUUUUUUUUUUUUAUAGAAGUUGUCCAUUAUUAAGUGGGUUGUGCAAUGGAGUAAUUUUUGAGUAAAUAGUAAUAAACUUAAGCCAACGUAACGUAAUGCAAAAUUAAAAUCCUGGUGUAGGUUACCAUUCCCCCCAGAAUAUAACUCCAUUCCACAACACUUAAUAUUGGAGAAUUUACGUAAAAUAUCAGCUGGCUCAAAAACCCCAGGCAUAAUUGCCCUAUUAAUAUAAUUAUAUGGAACUGCCUAACCCUUAGGGGUCAGUGCUUGAAACCUUGAUGGGAAUCAGGUUUAAUGUAAGGAGAGUAUAGAUUUAAUUUUUUUUUCUAGUUUAGCAAUCCUUCACAGACAUAAAGGCACAUGAAUCAGUGAUAAAUAUACACAAGAUAUUAAAGGUUCUAAACCCGUGUACCACCUACUAAGGGUUGUCGAAAGAUUAAGACCAGUGUCAGAACACUCGUCGAAUAUUAAGUGUCAAGUAACCCGCACAUAGAAGAGAGGAGCUUAUGACGACGUUUCGGUCCGAAUUGGACCAUUUACAAAGUCACACUAACCAGAAGUGUAGCAGGAUGGCUAUAUAUAGGCAGGGAGAGGAGGUAGUAGUAGUAGUAGUGGGGAAUUAAGGAGGAGGAGGAGCCAGUGAAAUACAAAGAAAGGGAGCUAGGUGCCCACAGAGGUGGGGGGAAGGGGAAGUGAUGAAAUAAAUAAUGAAGGUACAGAAAUACGUGACAAGAAGAAAAAAUGAGGAAUCAGGUCAAGUGGCCUCAUGACUCUUCCACCCUUUUCUUGAAGCUCUUAAUAAUCUUGCCCCUUCCAUUAAGUUUAAAGCUGGAUGGGAAUCUAAUUCCUUGCUUCCUUUUCUUGAUGUCCAUGUCCACUGCUCAGAUACAGGUUUUUCAAUUUACCAAAAACCUAUGCACAGUGGCAUGUACAUUCACUGCCAUGCUUCCCCUGUCAAGAAAAGUGUUCUUCCUCUUUCUCCGUGCCCUCAGUUCCUUCCAGCAGAAAUUUCCACUCUUCAUAAUUCGUUCUCCCGUUUUGGCUACUCUUCCCAUUUCAUAGACUCUGCCUUCUCACGUGCUAAACGUAAUUUCUUCUCUCCCAAACUCUACUCCUGGGAACUCUUCUGUCCUCUGCCUUCCCGGUCUUUCUAAUCUCGACAGUUCUCUCCGUCCCUUAGACAUCAAGCUUACUUUCCGCCAGACCAACACUCUUCGCACUGUGGAAAUAAAUGGUAUAAAAUACCGACACAAUGGAAAUAUAAACACAAAUGCAGUAUAAUGUGAUCCUUUAUUGACAACGUUUCACCCACACAGUGGGCUUUUUCAAGUCACACACGGAUCUACCUGGGGUUGGAAGGUACGAGAGUAUUUAUAGGCAUGUUCAGA
Molecule: messenger RNA, 14485 nt
Organism: Cherax quadricarinatus
Lineage: Eukaryota; Metazoa; Arthropoda; Malacostraca; Decapoda; Parastacidae
Source: RefSeq, a predicted model, not a curated record